This is a messenger RNA of Penicillium angulare, 1182 nucleotides long. RefSeq names its product TFIIH complex serine/threonine-protein kinase subunit KIN28 (gene kin28). Lineage: Eukaryota; Fungi; Ascomycota; Eurotiomycetes; Eurotiales; Aspergillaceae. The record is from RefSeq and is a predicted model, not a curated record. Gene Ontology annotation, cellular component: transcription factor TFIIH holo complex; nucleus; cytoplasm. The transcript is spliced from 2 exons. Gene Ontology annotation, biological process: positive regulation of transcription by RNA polymerase II; protein phosphorylation. Gene Ontology annotation, molecular function: cyclin-dependent protein serine/threonine kinase activity; ATP binding; RNA polymerase II CTD heptapeptide repeat kinase activity. Bases 1 to 1182 code for a protein of 393 amino acids.
AUGGCCGCCUCACCGUUCACCUCCCGGUCUCCCUCGGUGGCAGUGGCUUCACCAAAUGCUCUGAGGCUGAAGGCCAGUGGAGGAACUGCCUCUAAGCCUACGCCUAUGCCAGAUCAAGAGCUCACUGAGCAACUCAAUGCCGAAGUGCGGCAGAAAUACGUAAAAGAUAAGAAAUUAGGAGAAGGUACAUAUGCCGUCGUGUAUCUGGGGCACCUACGAGAAGAUCCAUCAUCCUUUGUCGCCAUCAAAAAGAUCAAAGUCAACGCUGAAUACAAAGAUGGAUUGACUAUGGAUGCGAUCCGGGAGGUCAAAUAUCUACAAGAACUCUCACAUCCUAACGUCAUUGCGCUUCAUGACGUGUUCUCGUCCAAAGAUCAAAAUCUCAGCCUAGUGCUAGAAUUCCUGCCGCGAGGUGACUUGGAAAUGCUUAUCAAGGAUGGGGACAUCCAAUACGGAGCGGCAGAUAUUAAAGCCUGGAUGGGGAUGUUGGCUAGAGGUGUAUGGUUCUGUCAUGAAAACUUUGUGCUCCAUCGAGAUAUCAAACCCAACAAUUUGUUGGUCGCCUCGGAUGGAGAAGUUAAAUUGGCUGAUUUUGGCCUGGCCCGAUCGUUUGCUGAUCCUUAUCUCAACAUGACCCAUCAAGUCAUCACUCGCUGGUAUCGACCCCCCGAGUUGCUCUACGGGGCCCGACAGUAUUCCGGGGCAGUGGACGUGUGGUCCAUGGGCAUGGUGUUUGCCGAAUUAUUGCUCCGGGUCCCCUUCGUUGCUGGCAACACCGACCUGGAUCAAAUCUCUAAGAUCUGUGACGCGUUUGGGACGCCCACCGAAGAGAACUGGCCAGACGUCACCCAAUUACCCAAUUACAUUCCUACGGAUCCCGCUCAUCGGGUGCCUCUGCAGGGCCGGGACUUUUUCCUUCGGCAGUUCCCUACCGCGGGACCGGUGGGUGCCGAUCUUUUAAUGUCGAUGUGCGCAUUGGAUCCUCGUAAACGAAGCACGGCGGUCCAGGUACUCCGCCACAACUGGUGGACAAUGGACCCCCAGCCGACUCGAAAUGAAGAUCUCCCGCGAAAGACAGGGACGAAAAAGAUGGGCGAGGAUUUGAGUCGACGCGGCGGCGAGAUUGAUGAUGGGCCUUUCAAAAAUGCAGCCCGACAGUUAGAUUUUGGGGCCAUGAAAUAA